This is a messenger RNA of Drosophila guanche, 2439 nucleotides long. RefSeq lists its product as uncharacterized. The record is from RefSeq and is a predicted model, not a curated record. Lineage: Eukaryota; Metazoa; Arthropoda; Insecta; Diptera; Drosophilidae. The coding region runs from base 138 to 2420 and encodes 760 amino acids. The transcript has 5 exons.
UUCCAACAUCUUCAUGUAGGCUUUUGAGUCUAUAUCAAAAUUCUUUGAGAUUCGUUUGCUGUCCUUUCAGUUAGAAGUGUAUUUUUUAUUUAGCAAGUUCUUACAAAAUUAGAGAAAUAAAAAAAAAAUCAACUGCAAUGAAGGCCCAGAGAAUGCCCGAUUGGGUGAAUGCCCUCUCGCUGAACCAAGCCAUUCGUGGCAUGUUGGAGGAUGGUGAGAAGAUACUGGAUGUUACUCCCACAACAGAUGAGAUACAAUUCCGCAACUGCACCGUUCUGCUGCCCAUCCGUGCGAAGGUGCUCAUGGGAAAUCAGACCAUGCGGAAGAUCUCGUUCAUGCUGAAGGCCCAGCACUGCAGCAAGUUUCAGGCCAAGAUCAUGUCCCACCUAAAGCUGUUCUUCCGCGAGCACCAGAUGUACCACAACAUUUUGCCAAAGUUCGAACAGUUAUUCCAAUCGGUGGGCAAGACGGUGUCGCUGGGGCCGAGGGCCUUCAAGCUGGACAAUAGUAUCAAAGUGCACUAUAUCCUCAUGGAGGAUCUCAGGGCUAAGGGCUACAAGAACGUGGCUCGGCAGGAUGGCUUCGAUAUGGUGUGCAUGAGGGCAGUGCUGAAGAAACUCGCCGAGUUCCAUGCCGCCUCAGCAGCCUACGUGGAGCGGCACGGCAUGUUCAGCAAACUGGUUUCCGAUGGGGUGUACACGCGGAACAACAAGAUCAUUCUGAAGAAACUGAACGAUGCGGAUCCAUAUUUGUCGCAGCUCAGGCGCUCGAGUCUGGGCGGACGUUUCCACAAACGGCUUAUGAACAAGGAGAAUGUCCUAGUGGACCGAAUGCUAGAGCAGAACAACCAACAGCCAGCGGACUUUAGUGUCCUCAACCACUGCGACGGCUGGGUGAACAAUGUGAUGGUGAAGUUCGAUGCCUUUGGCAAUGUGGAGGACACGGCUCUGAUUGACUAUCAGGUGGUCAAAUACGGAUCUCCUUCAUACGAUCUGUACUAUACGAUACUCUCCUCUGCCCAAAAGGAGAUCAAGCUGGACAAAUUUGAUCAUUUCGUGCAGUAUUACUUUUACCAUUUGAUUGAUAAUCUCAAGAUUCUCAACUACAGCAGGCGAUUGCCGCAACUGAAGACGAUACGUGAUGGCUUGCACAAUAAUGGUCUGGCAGAAAAACACGGGAAUCCUAAUGAACACCUGGACAUACCCAAGUGGGUGAAUGAGGACUACUUCCUGCCCAUUCUCGAGCAGGAUGUGAUUGGCUUUCAGAAGAUCAUUAGCUUCACACCCAUUGCGGCUACAGCGCCGGGUGAUAACUAUGCCUCCAUCAUGAUCAGAGUUCACAUUGACAUUCUGCUGAAAGACGGCAACGAGCAAAAGAUAUCGUAUAUACUGAAGACUCAGCUGGAUGCCAGCAAGGGCGGCGCCUUGAUCAGUCAGAUGGGAUUUUUCGCCAAGGAAAAGGAUAUGUACAAGGACCACAUACCGCAGUUUUUGAGGCUCUACAAGGAGGCGGGAGUGGACAUUGAGUUGGCCCCAAAGUGCGUACACAUUGCAGAGACACCCGAGAGGAUCACUCUGGUCUUUGAGGAUCUGAGUCGUCAGAAUUUCAGGAAUGUCGAUCGUCUCAAGGGUUUCGAUAUGGCCCACAUGCGUUGUGUGCUACGGAAAUUGGCAGAGUUCCAUGCGGCCUCGGUGGUCAAUCGUUUGCUCAAUGGACCCUACGAUUCGAAGUUUUAUGAAUCCUUUUUUAAUGAGAAAAAUAGGGCGGUAUUUUCAAAUUUACGAGAACUACGUGAACCUCAAUUCAGAAAGGCCAUGCUCGAGUGGGGACUUCCCGAUGUGGACAUAUACCUGAAGAAGCAAACGACAGGCUCAGAGUACUUUGACGCUGGCCGUAAGCUUAGUCUUGUGGAUGAAAGCGAGUUUAAUGUGCUAAACCACGGCGACUCCUGGUCCAACAACAUAAUGUUCAACUACAAGGAGAAUGGAGAGAUCGACAGGACAAUAUUUGUGGAUCUUCAGGUGGGCAAAUGGGGCUCUCCCGCCCAGGAUCUGUGGUACAUGAUCACAACCUCCGCCUCGCUGGACAUCAAAGUCAAGGAAUUUGAUCUUUUCAUUCGCAUCUAUCAUGAUCGUCUGACCGAGUGUCUGAAAAUUCUUAAAUACUCGAAGCCCAUUCCCUCAUUGAUGGAUAUCCAGAUGCAGAUGUUGAAGUACGGUUUGUGGGGUCCCAUAACGGCUAACGGUGUGAUGGUGGUCGUUCUCUUUCCCUCCGACAAGGACUCCAACAUGGAUAAGCUAAUGGGUGUCGGACCAGAGGCUGAUGCUCUGCGAGAAAAGAGCUUCAAAAAUCCCUACUACGUUAAGGCGAUGAGGCAGUUGCUGCCGUUCUUCCAUAACAAGGGUCUUCUGGAUGUGUAGUUAUAUCUGUCUGUUAUAU